AUGUCAUUGAACCCAAUUAAAAAGUUUGAACACGCCAACAGCAUCUCCAUCAACGUCUACACCAUUGAAGAAAAGAAGAUUCUGCCGAUACGGCUCGCCACACAGAAGAUGGAGAGACACGUCAAUUUGCUGUAUUUAGAAGGAGCAAACGGUGUGGGACAUUUCGCGUGGAUCAAAAACUUAUCGCGCCUCAUGAGCUCACAAUUGAGUAAAAAUAAUCAUCGAAAAUACUUUUGCGAUAGAUGCUUGCACUACUUUAGUUCGAGUUAAAAGCUGGAAGCUCACACCGUAGAUUGCGAGAAGAUGAGUGAUUGCGCAAUCGUAUUACCAGAUGAUGACAGCAAGUGGCUCAGCUUCGAGUGACUUCCAUUUGUGAUGUACGGCGACCUCGAGUGCAUUCUAGAGAAAACUGAUCGAGGAGCGCCAAGAUACACGUAUCAGCAUCAUAAAGUAUUUAGUAUUGCAUAUUAUGUUCAAUGCGCGUACGAUUCGUCCUUGUCAGUAUACCGAUGUCGUCGUGAUGCGAACUGUGUUUCCUGGUUCGUCGAAGAAUUAAAGAAUUUGGCACAUUUUGUUAAAUCAAUUUUAUCAAAUAACAUACAAAUGGAUGAUUUAACGAGUGAACAGCAGGAGACAUUUCGCAACACGACGCACUGUCACAUUUGCGAAAAACCGUUUGGAGAAAACGAUACGAGGGUGCGCGAUCAUUGCCAUCUAACCGGUCGGUACAGAGGUCCCGCACAUUCCAAUU
Messenger RNA from Hylaeus anthracinus, 751 nucleotides. RefSeq lists its product as uncharacterized. The transcript is spliced from 2 exons. The record is from RefSeq and is a predicted model, not a curated record. The annotation marks the transcript as partial. Lineage: Eukaryota; Metazoa; Arthropoda; Insecta; Hymenoptera; Colletidae.